CCCCUGCGCAAACACAGAAAGCAUCGGGAGACCUUUAACAUCCGAUGCGCUCCCUCGUCGUUCGGCCAUUCGUCGGUCGACCAGCAACGGAAAUACUUAUUUAGUCGUAACGCAGUGGACGCCGCACACACUCUCUCUACUCUCUCCACUUCCAUCUUCAUCACCAAUCAAGCCGCCGAUCCACACCCCGGGUUUAUCGCCCGGGUGGUUAUCGCGGAUAUUUUCGCCGCGGGACAAAGCGCCCAGCCGCCGCGGCAACGUCAGAUCUCCGUAGAUACAUCUCUUCAAGUGUGAUUUAAGAUCUCUUCGAGUGGAACUUUCAAGGAUUGGAAGUGACGCGGGAAACUGCAGGAAGAGAAGAAUACAGUGAACGGUGCGCAAGAGAGAGGACCGUUUAUCGCGAAAGUUUCUCAUCCUUCCGGAGGUGCCCCUUUGAUAUUGUUCGCGUAUUGACAGAUCCCUAUCGAUUCGGCGAAAUAACGAGACGUAUGUUUCGAUAGACCCACGUCGAGGGAUGAAGACCACGCGGUAGGAGCGAUCUCGGAGGGUUUCGCAAAUUCCGGGAGCGACAAGGGGUAGCCCCCCCCCCCGGAAAACCAUGACCGCCAAGGCGAUACUGCUUCUUGCACUCGCGUGCGCGAUAACUGCCGCGCGAGGAGAGAUUGCCAAGGACCCAACGCUAUGCGGCCGAACAAAGUGCAAGGUUCCGUUGGAGAGAAAAUUCAAAUAUCACGAAGAUAUCCAUUAUGUGUACACAUAUUCCGCGGAUGUGAGCACGAAUCUGGGCUAUCACCUGCUGUCCCAUCAUUCGAGAAAUGAUUCGGCUCUGCACAUCGACGCCACCCUGUCCGUGCACUUCGACAACCCCUGCGAGGGCACCCUGAGAAUUCUGAACGCCAGCAUCAGCCACGAUCGUAGCGCGUACAACCCCGAGUUCCCGGAUCGCGCCGGCUCCGAGUUCAAGGCCAACCUCGAGCGUCACGCGCUCAGGUUCACCUUCGACGACGGGCUGAUCCACGAGCUGUGCCCGGACCGGCGCGAGCCGGUCUGGGCGUUAAACAUCAAGCGGGGCGUCCUGUCGAUGCUGCAAAACAGCAUGCGGCGUUUCGACGUGGACCAUCGCGGCGACGAGGUGGACGUUCUCGGCGCCUGCGAAACCCACUACCGCUUGUACGAGGCCAAGAAGACCAGCCUGAUCGUGAAGAAGAGCAAGCACUUGGCCGACUGCCGGAACGGGCCAAAGUACUUCUCCGUCGUGCAGUCGAAUCCCUACAGAAGUCCGCGAAAGCAGCACCGCCAGCACGGAUUGUUCAAGUCGCGCAGCGACUGCGAGAUCACGAUCGAUCAUAACAUCUACGAGAGGGUGGUCUGCGAGGAGGUACGACUGCUGCAGCCGCUCUCCAACGGCGACAAAGCCGGUGCCAAAACCGAGUCUCGAACGGUCCUUCAGCUGGUUCAGGAAAGCACGAGUUCCGUCCACGGAUUCGAGGAGGAUGAAGACGACGAUGAUGACGGAAGAGACGAGGAUAAUUUCGUGCGACGUACACCUCGCGUCAAGAGGACCACGUUGCUGUACGAUCACGCGAAGACCCUGAAGACUAUGCACGGUGAGCUGCGAACCUCCAGAGACUUGCUGAAGACCAUGUGUAGACUUGGAAACGCCGAAGAGUUGCAGCAGAGAUUCUCCGAAGUAUUCACUAAUUUCGUCCAUUCGGCACGCUUCUUGGAUUAUCCCUUGUUGUCGCAGCUAUUUAGCAGAGCUAACAGCAUUUGCAAAAACGGGAAGAAACACAUUGUCGCGGCACUGCCACAUUUAAAUAGCAACGCCGCAGUGAACGUAAUGAAUGACCUGAUAAUCAAGAAAUACGUUAAUCAGAUGACCGUCAAUAAUUGGAUCGUCACUUUCGCUUUGUUUCCACAACCGGAUCGCGACACUAUCAAAGCUCUUUCAAAGCUACUGGAGUUCCAGUCUCAAAUUCCCCACGUCCAGUUUAUUCUCAGCUAUUCGACUAUUAUUUAUACGUAUUGCAGAAAUAACGACGCCGACUGCAGUAAUUUGGAAGAGGUGAACGUGUUCCUGUCGCAUCUUGAACAGAAAAUUUCGCAAGGCUGCGAGCCCCGUUUUCAUCCUUCUCCUUCGACGAAAGAAACGCUGGAAGCUCUGAAAGCUGUCGGCAAUAUGGGACUCGAAACGAAAGACUUGCAAAGGGAACUGAAGAAAUGCAUAGACGACACUGGUGGAUUCUUACCUAUGGAAGUUCGCAUUGCCGCCGUCGAUGCUCACCGUAGGCUGCCGUCCUGCGAAGAGACUCGGGACGAAUUUCUCCUAGAUUAUUACCGCAACACGACGUUAGACACGGAGAUCCGUAUAGCUUCUUACUUACAGGUGAUGCGUUGCCCCGAUUAUAACGUUAUCAAGACUAUCAAGCACACUCUCAAAAUAGAAGAAGUCAACCAAGUCGGUUCUUUCGUAUGGAGCCACUUGACGAAUCUGUACAAUUCUGCCUCGCCUACCAGAGUCGAGAUCCAAAGUCUGCUGACGGAUCGGGACAUCGGCAACAAGUUCAACAGUGAUAUCAGAAAGUUUUCGCGCAGUUACGAGAGCUCCUUCUUCUCCGAAGAAUAUGACGUUGGCGUGAAUUAUCAGACGAAUUUGAUCUUCUCACCGAAGUCAUACGUGCCGCGAUCGCUCACUUUCAACGUGACCACCGAUUUCCUCGGGCAGUCCGUGAAUCUGUUUGAAAUCACAGCGCGAAUGGAGGGCCUCGAAUAUUACGCGGAGAAUCUCUUCGGUCCGGAUGGCAUCUACAGUAACGAACGAAUUUCGAAUCAUCUCCAGAAUUUCCUCAGACGUUUCAGAUCGGCACCGGAGAAUGAGAAUUAUUGGGACGGUGUGAAACGAUUGCCUAAUAUUAUCGACAAUAAUUUCAAUCAUCCGAAAAUAAGUCUCGGUUACAAGGUAUUCGGGAACGAGUUGAUGUUUACGAUGCUGGACGGCGACAAGCAAGUGAGGGCUGCAAUAGCGAAUUUCAAUCCCUGGCAGAGGAUAAAGGAGUUUCUGGCUAUGCAGGAAAUUCUCUACGAAAGGGCUGGGAUGUUCUUGGAUUCUUCUUAUGUAGUACCGAUGGGGUCCGGACUGCCAAUUCGUUUAGAUCUCGCCGGUUCCGCGGCUUGCUAUUUCAAGAUCUCAAAAAUGCUCAACGACGCUCGACUAUCUGAUAAGGAAUUUCAACUCACUGCCAAUAUUGCUUCUAGUAUGAGUAUCGAUAUGAUGAACACAAUGACGGUGGACGCUUUUUACAAAUCCGCCGGGCUCAAGCUGCGAACAAACCUUUACUCCUCCGGAACUAUGCAGCUUCAUCUGAAUAUAAACAACACCCGUUUAGUGCACGUCAGUCUGGGUUUACCGAACCGCAAGAUCGAAGUGUUUUCGCUAGUCUCGGACGUCGCUCUCAUCAAGAUUAACGGUGGCGAGGUCCAGGAGAGACCGUUGGGUGUCCUGGUAGCCGAUCAGAAUCAGAAGAACUCGCGACACCUCGCAGUCGUGCCCAAGAAUAUUAUUAGCAACACUACCUGCACCUGGGCCGCCUUAGACAGACUGAUAGGCUUAAAGAUGUGCACCGAUUAUCAAUUUACAAACGUGACUAAGGAUUCUAGUGCGCCCUAUUUUGUUUUAGACGGUCUCACGCUCUUUAAGGUCUCCUUGCUCAAAGCCGAUCCAACCGCCAAGAAUUACGUGUUGGAAUACAGUUGGAAUAAGACUCAGGAGUUUAGCACGUUUAAGUUGAUGUUCGACACGCCUGGCUCGCAGGUGAACAGGGAAAUAAGCGCUGUUGUCACUUUUGACACAAUAAAUAAUAACGUUACUGCUCUAUUUCAUUCGGCUGGUAAUUCCCUAAUUGCUAAAGGUACAUACAAACGUUCCGAAGAUGAGAUUUUUAUAGACAUCGGCUUUGAUAUUAAUGGCACAAAGCACUUAGAUGCAAGCUUGGGUUACACGAGGAAGAAGUUCAAUCACGGUUAUACCUAUCAUCCUGUAGCCCAUUUAACUAUCAAUAGCGAACGCGUCGCUGCCAUUUCAGGUGUUAUUAGAAACGCACAGAAGAACAACGUCUCUCAGUUCGAUAUAGACCUGACUUUCCAAACGAAGCGAGUCUGGAGCAAAUUGGUCGGCUACAUUGUCCGGCGGAAUAUCAGUCUGGCCGGCGAUUUUCAGCUUGAUUAUCAGUUGCAACGUAUGCCGAGGAAAGAGACCCUCCACUUGGAGGUUUCGCUGUCCAAUCGCUCGUCGAAGACGCUAACGUACAAGGCCGCCGAAAUGAAAUUGCACUCCACCGCCUAUCCGCAACUCAACGUUGUAAUAAGCGCCUGGUACCAGCAAGCUCUCGGCCACUUGGAGCUCCACGCCGAGAUAAACUCCAAUCCGCAUCUUAAGGACGACCGGCACAAGCUAACGGCGCAACUCAUUAUCUCCUACUCGAAGAUGUACUUUCAGAAUCAAGGCACGAAAGUGACCGCGUUGAUAGCCGUUACCAAACCUAUUCAGAACUUGGACCUCAAGAUGGGAGUCAAUCACUACGUCCUUGGCGCCGAAUCGAAGACUAGUUUCCUCAUAGGAUACGCGCCAGGCAAGGAGAUCAGUUUGAUCGUUAACAUCAUCAUGCCGCGCGGUUUGUUAUUCUCUAUGGAAGGUCACACGAAUCUGACGAUCCCAAAUUUCAAUUCGAUGCUGAUCGACGCGCGUAUCAACGAGCGUUCGCAGAACGAGUACGACCUGGAGUUCUCCGGAACGUGGUUCAGCGGUCACAACAUGACCGCGCGCGGCGCUUAUUCCGACCGAUCGUCGGCCGUCAUCGUCAAUCAUCACCUGAAAAUGAUCUUAAAAUCGCCGAGCUUUAUCAGUCCGAUUCUGCUCAAUUGCCAGUUGUAUCAGAAUCACAGCGACCUUAAAGUCGGCCUGUACGUCGAGCAGCUGGACUACGACAAGUACGCCUUUGUGCUGAAUCACACGGUGGUGUCGGCGACCAGCCUGAUGUCUUACGUGGAAGCGAGAUACCACGGCAACGUGUACUCGGCGAUGACGAACGUCGACACCACGCGAGAGAUUCGCGUGGAGCUACACCUGGACAAAUGGCGGGACGUGCAUCUGACCCUGAGCGGUUACAACGAGGAGGACCGGAAAGAGCUUGCGGCGGAAAUCAAGUGGGACGCUAAUAGAGAUCCCGCCUUGAAGCUGGGCACAAUGGUGCAUUUAAAUAGGGUGUAUCUGAUGAACGCGACUUCUCCCGGGAUCAAACGGAGCGCGAUGGUAAUGCUGACCUAUCCGGGUCGACUAGUUACCGGCUCUUGUGACUUGAUCGCACGUAGUCCACACAAUUACCUAGUGGAUAUUAUUCUGGACUGGGGUCCGGAGAGCGUGAUCAAGGCGUCAAUCGGCACGGACUAUGCCGUGCGACCGGAAAUAACUACUGUCAAAUUGGAAUCGCAGCUGUUAACGCCUUUUGAAAAUUGGAAGAAGACUGCCUUGAAUGCGAAAUACUUGCAACUGUCAGACAAGAUUCUAGCUAGCAGCAGCGUUCACUGGAAGGACUCCCAGCAUAUGAUGGCGGAGUUCUACGCUAGUGUGAGCGAGGUCAAGGAUCUGAAAGAAUGGACAGCGAACUGUGGCUUGAUCAGCACCGUACAUUCCAACUCAUGGGUGACUGUGAAUGUCACACACAAGGUACUACGCUCGCAAACGGCGGACACGCACAUGCUGAUCAAGUACAACCCCGACAAGACGAUUGAUGCGCGCAGUGUUUGGCACCUGGACAAGCAAUCGGACGACGUGUUCAACUUGACCGGCAAUUUGCAUUUGCAUUCGCCUCUGAUGAACUAUCGGAAGAGCGAGCUCAAGUGCCAGCUGCGUCUCAUGACCAGCUGGAAGUUCUACGGUGCGGCCAAUCUUGACCUGGAUAAACGCAAAUACACCGGUCAACUAAUCGGCAACCUCGUACACUGGAAAGAGUCUAAGGUGGAGUUCAACGUUACCACGCCACUGGAGAAGUUCGCCUUUGUUCGUGGCAGGUUCGGUCUGUCGGAGAGCAACCAUCAUGUCGUGGCGGAAGUUGUCACCCCGAACGGUCCUCUGGGCGUUGAGGGAUUGUGCCAAGUCUUUACCGCCACUUAUGAUUUCAACGUCAAGCUCAUGCUGGCAACGCCCCUCGAGGUGUUACAGAAGGCGUUGAUGGUGGUCAAGCUGAAUAGACGCGAGGCCGAUUUCAGGGUCGGUUAUAACAACAUCACAGCGGGCUUCCUCGGCACUUGGCACUAUAACAACAUCACCGAUUUCGAUUAUAGCUAUAUAGUGUUCACGCCUCUCGAGGGUCUGCAAGAGUGCGGCGUGAUUACAAAGUUGAUCGUGACGUAUACAGAACUCGAGCAAAUGUUGAACGUAGACACGGAAUUCUCAGUGAGACUGGCAGAUACCAAAUUCGGCGUCAAGGCUAUGGGUGGACCGAAACCACCACCCGUUAAAAUUCCGCUGAAACCGGGGAUUAGAAGUUCCACAAUGAACGAUUCUGAGUCGGAGGAAGAAGAGGAAGAAGAGGAGGAAGAGGAUGAGGAUGCUCUCUAUUGGCGAGGAGAAUUGCAGAUCUGGCUUGCAAUAAUCCCGAAUAUAUUGGCAGAGCUGGAUAUCGAUACUGAAGGUUAUACCUAUAAAAUAUUAGGUCAAGUACAAUUGCCACCCGAAAAAAUCGUCAUAGACGACAGCUUUACCAUGGAAGAUGUUUUCCAUAUAAAGAAUGAUCUACAUAUUGAUAUAUCGUUCGGCAAAAUUAGAGAAAUAACAUCAUUAUACGCAUUUAUCAUCGAUAUGGAGAAUCUCUCCUACCUCAUGGACAUGGACAUAAAUAUCAGAAAAAAAGAUACUACGUGGCUCGAGACUGGAUUUCACGGCAAUUAUACAUAUCGAGUCAUUAAGAAUGGAAAGGCGCAUUUGGUAAAAUUCGACAUAAAGACACCUUUAGAAUUUCUCAAAACCUUCCGUGUUAACGCAACCUACGACAUCGAAGGCCUUCUUCACAAAAGUACACUUGCGAUUCGUGGAGACAAAUUGAUCUUGGAUGUACUUGGAAGUGCAAGAUUAGAGCACGCUUUGCUAGAUAUGAUGCUUUCGGGUGCGAUCGAUUCGCCCGUUAUAAAAAUACCGCAAACAUCAAUUGCUGUAAAAAAGGAUUUCACCGGAGAUAGGAAGGAAGUUAAGUUCAACGCAAGGAUGGAAGAGCCAGUAUCAAAACAUAUAUCUUUUGAGUCCGCCUGGCAAGUAGAACAUGAGUAUCAUCUCGUGAAAGCUUCCGCAAAGCUGGAAAGCUGGAUAAGAGCUUUAAAAUCAUUGGAGACUGACAUCCUCUACAGCAACGCGAUUCACGUAAACAAUACCGCCAAGUUAAACGUGCACGUAACGCAUCUCGGCAAUCAAGAGUAUCAGUUGAUUGGAAAUUUAAACAAUGACAAGAUCAGCGCCGAUUUAUACACGCCGCUGUCGCAAAGACCUCAUUUCCAGUUCCACGGUGACUUGAGACAGGUCAACGAAUCGUUGUACGACAUCAGAGGAGAGCUGAAGAACGAACUGCAAGCGAAAUCUUACGACGUCAGCUCUGUUAUCCUCCUGCAUGACACUCUCUCUUCGAUAGAUGUAAAAGCCGAGCCGAAGAGCGCGAACACCGAGCCACUCGUUUUGCGGCUGAGAAGAAAGAAAUUCAGUCUCCUACUGGAUGUCGAUGGCGGAUCAUUCAAUAGUUCCCUCGACGCAAACGUGCUCAACAAUCUGAAUUGGGAUGUGAGAGCCCGCACGGAUAUACAAGAGGCUGGUAAAGUGAAUACUUUUCAGCUGAGUACCUUUAUGAAUGUGCAAGUGAACGGCAAUACCACUCUAUAUAUUCACACUGAGACACCCUGGAACGACAGCAGGAUCCUGACGGUGAAAGGCAACUUGAUGCUGACCAACACGAGCGGUGACGUCCGGCUGGACCAUCGACUGAACGACGAUCGAUGUCACGCAACCACGAGAUGGAAAUUGAACUACAUGGAGGACAUGUUCGUGAAAUUAAUCACGGGAUACGACACCACGGACCUGGGCAAGAAGGAGCUGUCCACUCACGUGUUCUUCAAGAACCCCGGCCGAUUGUACAGGAACAUCGACGUGGGUUUCGAUCUGGACAUCGAUCGAAAGGCGUGGGAGUUUGAGACCAACGCGACCAUUGGUUUCCGCAAUCACCAGAACAUUGACGCGGUGUUUGUCGUAAAGCUGCCACCCCCGAACAAUGACGAUCAUCGAUUUCUGAUCAGCUAUCACACUAACAAGCAGAAUCAGGAUAUUUCUUACGUGGUGGGCUACAACGCCGUUCGAGCGAAGAGCAAUUACGCUUCGGACGGAUCGAUUCGAAUGGCUACGCGCGACAUUAACGGACACUUCCGGCUAUCUUGGGGAUUGUUGCCCAUGCAAUCCCUCAACAAUCUCUUUAACAUCACCUUUGACAAGAAGGAAAUCGAGCUCAAAUAUUCUCUAUACACGCCUUUGUUUAUCGAAGAGGAAACGGUGGUGCUUCUCUGCAAUUACGACGCUAAUUCCAAUGAGACGAAUUUAAUUAACGCCGAUCUUUUUUAUCCUUCAAGACGGCAGGUUGGAACUGCAAGAAUAUCUUACCAAAGUCUGAAUAACGUUAACGGAACCGUUAACGCGACGAUAUCUAUGCAGCAGUUGGCAUACGUUGGCUGCAAUUUUGUUAUACUUACCACUCUAAAACAGAAUAAGAGAUUCGUCGAGUUCUUCUGGUCUAACAACACGGCUCUGCUGAAUUCCGAUUACAAUUAUCAUAGCGAGCGAUUGGAUUCGAAUCUGGAUGGCAUUUUGCACAUAGAAGUCCCUCUGAACGCUCGUCACGUCGGUAUUCUGAACUACGGCUACAAGAAACGUCCGCAAGUCACCACUGGCCAUUCGACCUUGACGUAUAACGACCAGAAGAUGUUUCACGCUCAAUAUAAUUCAAAGAGCGAGUCCCGGGCCGGUUUCGACAAGGACCGCAUUCAGAUCACGGUGGAGAACAUUUAUAAGCCCAUAGGCGUUGUCUACGUGAACCAGUACGAGUACAGUGGUGGAAACGAGGGUACCAACUAUCCCACUGUCGAGUUCAAACAGGUGAACGUCUACCGACUGGACAACAGCUCGGCGUUCAACAUCGCCGGCGAGUCCAGAAUCCGGACUACCCACACCGGCCAGAACAUUCAUCUGAAGGCGAUGCACUUAAACAAGACGAUCCAGUUGAAGACAGACUAUGAGGUUCUGUCCGGCGAGUUUGACCAGAACACCUGGCUGAGCCUGGCCGAGGACGCCUGGGUGUCCUACCACGUGAACAUCCUGAACAAGACUACCGAAGAUGUGGACAAUCAGUUCCUUAUCCUCAGUUUCUCCUAUCCACGACGAAACUUCACCCUGGGUGGCUCCUACAGGAUCACCACCGACGAGGUGAACUCCGAGGCUAAUUUACAAUGGGAACGCGACGAUGAGAAGUCGAGGAGUGUUGGUGCGACUUUCGAUUGGCUGAACAUCACCGACACGUCGAUGGAGAGUCAACAGCAAGCCGUGUUGAGUUUUCAUCAUCCAACCUUCGAGAAGAAUGUUACGAUGAAGGGUGUAUUAAUGAGAAGAGACCACAGGGAUCUGUUAAACGUUGUUUUUACUGCGGAUUAUUCCAAGAAUGAGGACAAAUUGUUAACGUUGUCCGCAUUGCUGAGGGACGAAAGCGACGAAUCGAACAGAAAGUAUAUCUACAAAAUAGCCGGCAAACAUAUCACCACUAAAUUGGACCUUGACGUCGAAGGAUUCGUUCAUAGACGAGAAUACAUGCUGGUCGAGACGGUGAACCAUGCUCGGUACACGCGCGGUUACAUGCCGGGUGAAACUGGGGAAUUCAUCGGUCGGAUUGACCGGAGAUCGAGGGAAAUAAUCUACCGACGAGUGAACAAUGACGAGGUCAAAUAUUUCGCGAUCGGCUAUUAUCCUACGCCUUCUCAGUACAUUGUAAAUGGUAGCGUUAUUAAUACACCGGAACUUAACGCCACCGGCAAGUUCUUCUUGGAUCCGGAUGAGAAACUCAUAUGGAUGAUGAUGAAUUACACACCCGAUGCCACAGUGAGCUUAAGAAUGCACGGCAACAUUCCGGAUGCUCGAAACGCCAUGUUUAAUAUUUAUAGAACCUAUGACGAUGACUUAACAAUUUCGGACGUUUCUUUCUACUUGAAGCUAAAUCACUCGAGGCUCGUUACUUCAACUUUGCGAUGGCGGCCCGAGCUUAAGAGUGAUAUUAUUACCACUAUAAAAACAACCUUCAACGAAAUGUGCGAAAGCGUGGACAAUGAUAUUGAUUAUUGGAAGCAAUAUAUCAAGAGCGAAGUAAGAGCUACCAUCAUGGAUGUGUGGGAGGACGCUCAGGAAGAAGUAUCAGGAUUCGUUGAAGAUUGGAAUGAUUUGAAAAUUCUCGAGCGCGACUUUGAAGAUCUCAAAGUAUAUUUGAACGAUUCUUACAACGCAAAUGAUUUUUACAUCAAAGACAUCGUCGGUUUCGGUAUAUAUGUCAUUGACGAAUUAUCUCUGCGAAGUCACAUUGAGUCCCUUCCUAACAUCCUGAAUGAAAUCUGGGAGAUAAUGGGCGACUCCGGGGAAGCUUUGCGAAAUUCGUUGCUCUGGUUGAUCGAUACCAUCAAGAACGCCUACCAUAAAAUGUCCGAGAUUAUGGCCGCUGUACUGAGAGGCGACUCAUUGUCGCAAGUAGCGAAUAUAAUCGAGAAGCUGAUCGAGAAGUACGACAGAUUUAUCAAGAACCUGCAUGUGUCCUUCAUCAAGUACAUCGAGAAUCUCUGGGUUACGAUCUUCUCGUCCAUCUCAGAGCAAUGGUAUCGCUUCCUGAAGUUAAUGGAACCUCUGUUCAUUCGCUUCGUCCAUUACGUCGAGACGCUCGUGUGGAAGGCGAGCAAGGAGAUGCUGGACUUUUUGUACGACCGGAAGAAAGAAAUCAUCACGUCGCCGUACUUCGAUCGCUUCACUAAUUUCACCCACGACAUCGACAAGGUCUACCGCGACAUCAAGGCGAAUGAUAUAGUGACCAACAUGCACAAGUACUCGGGUUUGAUGAUAGAGUUCGUGAAGGAGCGCUACUUCGCCUUCGUGCCGUUCGGCAAGGAGCUCAAGGACGUCGUGGACGAGAUCGUGUCGGAGCUGAAGGAACUCCGAAAAUUGCCGUCGGUCAACUACGCCGUGGACAAGCUCGAGCAGCUGUACGACAGAAUUAACUAUUUCUGCGAGUACUUCGAAGUCAGGCUCAAGGUAGAGGGUUUCAUUCGGCUGGUGCACUCCAAGAUGAUGGACAUCAGUCAGACGGCGCUGCAGGCCGAGAGCCGCUACAGAGAAGCCAAGACCAUGUUCAUCUUCGAUCCUAACGAGGGUCUGAUGUGCCUGGAGCAGAAACUGCCCAUGUCCUGGCACGCUUUCAAUCAAACGCCCGAAUUCCACGAGAUACCGGAGAUCAGAGCGAUCUCGGACAUCAGGACGUACUUUGUCACCUCGAACACUACCUUCUGGAGCCUUUAUUAUCAGUACAAGCCAUACUCGGAGCUGUCAAACUGGUUACCGCCAUUCAAAGCGCAAGCCAUGAUUAUCGGCUCCCAGCAUUAUAUUACUUUUGACGGACGUUACUUCGACUUCGCCGGAAAUUGUACCUAUUUAUUGGCGAAGGAUUUCGUGCGCGACACUUUCGCAGUUUUGGUGAAAUAUGAUCAACAAGCGGAGGAAAUCACCCACAAGAUCAUAGUCUUAAUCGGAAGCAACGCUAUCGAGUUGGACCUCUUCAAUGAUACAAUGAAGCUGAUCUCUCAGAAAUCAACGGACAUCACGAGCAACCUGCAGCUGCCGAUCGAGUUGGACAACGACACGUAUGUUUACCAAGUGGAGAACGUGGUGAUGGUCGAGCGCAAGCACAACCAGUUUCGACUGGAGUGUAAUCUCAAGUUCAACCUAUGCACUUUGGAAUUAUCAGGCUGGUAUUACGGGAAGACGGCUGGUCUCCUCGGCACGAUGAGCAACGAGCAGUUUGACGACAUCCUAGGCUCUAACAAGUUGUUCCUAAAAGAUACCGGCAGCUUCGCUCAUAGCUGGUCGAUCGGCGAGAAUUGCGCCGAUUCGACGAAUAACGCCGGUAAGGUUCAACCGCAAGACGACAUGGUGGCCACGUUCUGCGACGAGCUGUUCGUGAACAAGAGCUCGGAGUUCGGCGUCUGUUUCGGCGUGAUCGACCCAGCCGAGUACGCUGAGAUGUGUCUGAACAGUCUCACCGAGGCCGAGGUGUGCACGGUGGCGGUGUCGUACAUGCAGAUGUGUCUGUUCCGCGACACUUAUCUGCGAAUACCCGACCGGUGCACCACGUGCACCAUGAUGGACGGCAGCCAGGUGGCCGAGGGUCGUUUCAAGCGGCUGGAGGGCGACAGGGUGCCGCGGUCGGCCGACGUGGUGUUCAUCGUCGAGGCGAAGAGCUGUAAUCGCGACAUAAAGAUGAACAGUAGCAUGGAGCUGCUAAUCACGCAGCUCAGUAAGGAGUUGAACGACCAAGAUCUCACGGGCAACAGAUGGUCCUUGGUAGUGUUCGGUGGUGAUGGAGUGCACGACAAACCCAGGAGCAUCAUCCUCGAUGGGCAGAUCUUCACGAAGAACGUGGCGCGCUUUAUCGAUUAUUUCGACCACGUGCCGAUCGGCAGUGGCAAUCAGGACAUCUUCGCCGCGAUCGGCUUCGCCUCGCGGCUCGUUUUCAGAGCUGGCGUGUCAAAGUCCUUCAUACUGAUGCCGUGCUCGCAUUGCGAACCGGAAAACCAAACGUUGGAGUACUCCGUGUUGCAUCAAGUACUACUGGAGCACGACAUCACUCUGCACAUAUUGAUGGACGGCGACUUCGAGUUCGAGAAGGAGAAGAUCAGCAAGAUUUUCUACGGCUUAGACGCGGCCAAGUCGUACACGAAGAAAGAUUCCCGCGUUCUGGUCGGCGACGUGGAUCUGAGGAGGCAGGUCAAGCUCGCCAAGACCGUGCUGGGCUACUGCACGCCGCUAUCCUUGGAGACGAACGGCACGAUAUUCAGCGGGGACAAGUUGCGUCUCGAGAAGUCGGCCUCGAUCAAGAAGUUCGCGAGCGUCUUCUCGAAGAGGAUCGCCCUCACAGCCGAGCCGACCAAGUGUCAGUUCUGCGAGUGCACCGCCGAUAAUAACGGCGUCACGCAGAUGGAAUGCAUGCCGUGUAUAUACCCGACGCCUGUGCACGUGGAUUACGUGAGCGAGACUUUUAAUUUCAACGAGUCGCUGUCGAUGAUGCCGCCGUUGGACGACGCAGAUUACGGCCAAAUCGAUAUAGAGGACGACUGAAAUAUAAUUAAGGAAAUGCCGUAGCUAGAUAAUACUAGAUGCUAGAUAAUUCGCUGGUAUUAGCCGUAUUUAUUUAUAAUAAACCUUUUAAUAUAGGUAAUAUACCUACCUCCCUUUCCAAUUCAAGAUUUGUCUUGCAAUAAAUUGGGACAUUGAACCUGA
Molecule: messenger RNA, 13606 nt
Organism: Temnothorax curvispinosus
Lineage: Eukaryota; Metazoa; Arthropoda; Insecta; Hymenoptera; Formicidae
Exons: 26
Coding region: 599-13444 (4281 amino acids)
Biological process (GO): lipid transport
Molecular function (GO): lipid carrier activity
Source: RefSeq, a predicted model, not a curated record